Molecule: messenger RNA, 915 nt
Organism: Nannizzia gypsea CBS 118893
Lineage: Eukaryota; Fungi; Ascomycota; Eurotiomycetes; Onygenales; Arthrodermataceae
Exons: 2
Coding region: 1-915 (304 amino acids)
Biological process (GO): chromatin remodeling
Cellular component (GO): Ino80 complex
Source: RefSeq, a predicted model, not a curated record
AUGGCCGGCUCAGUCACCUCGUCGACCUCCUCGCAGCCAGCUCUCAGCUCGGCCAGCACGGCCAGCAGCAGCAGCGUCUCCAAGACGAGGAAGAUAGUCGUCUUCUCCCUGCCGCCAGCCAUGCUCAGCCGGUUCCCCAGCGGCAUCAGCGGCACCAGCGUCAGCAGCAGCGGCAAUGGCACCGCCAGCGAGGACAGCCAGGCCAACAAGGAGGACGAGUCCAGCUCGCCUUCGACGCCGCCAGCUCCUCUCACCGACAACGCCUCAGACGGCGACGCUGCCUCGACCACCGCCGGUGCUGCGCCCUCGACUCCUUCGGCUUCCGUCUCUGGCUCGGCCACUGCUGCUGCCAACGGGCCUACUUCAGCACCGGCCUCGGGGUCUGGCGCAGCAAAGGCAGGGGCCAAGAGAGGUGCUCCGGCUCUAGGGCCAGAUGGCCUCCCUAAACCACGAGGCAAGCCUGGUCCCAAGAAGAAACCAAGACUGGAGGAUGGAGAGACCCCUUCUCGCCCACCACCUCCUGCUCACCACCGUCUGGGGCCCAAAGCCAACCAAGGAGCCAUCAACGCCUGUCUACGUGCUCUAGAUCGCUCAGGCAAGCCCUGUCGCAAGUGGGAGCGAAAGUCCUUCCAGCUCAAGUCCUUCACCGGCGUGCUGUGGCAGGUUCCUAGCUGGGGGGCACCACCUCGCCCCAAGCCAACGCCAGAGGAAGAAGAAGAGAAGCAGAAAGAGAAACAAGAAACCAAUGGAGAGAAGAAAGACAAGGAGAAAGACAAGAAGAGCGAAAAGAGUGAAAAGAGCGAGAAGAGCACUGCUGAUCCUGCUGAGGCCAACGGUGAAGCUGAGAGAGACCCCACGCCUGCUGGAAGCAUGAUGGACAUCGAGUCUCCUGCUCCCGUCGCCGUUGCUUCUUGA